Telopea speciosissima is the source of this 1148-nucleotide messenger RNA. Its product is annotated as ras-related protein RABH1b. NCBI's taxonomy places the organism in Eukaryota, Viridiplantae, Streptophyta, Magnoliopsida, Proteales, Proteaceae. The coding region runs from base 238 to 864 and encodes 208 amino acids. Gene Ontology annotation, molecular function: GTPase activity; GTP binding. The transcript is spliced from 6 exons. The record is from RefSeq and is a predicted model, not a curated record.
CUCUCUGCCAGGUCUCUAACCCCUUCGCUGAUAGCUGCGGACCGGAUCCGCUCGUACGCACAGCGAGAGAAGAAGCGAAGCAAAUUGCGGUUUCAUCUUAUACGGCAGAGCAGCUCCUCGAUUUCUCUGGCGACAUUCCUGUAUGAUUUCCGGCGACAGUCCUAUUAAGCCGUCGGAGGUCUUGAAUUGAUUCGCUGUUUGCCUUUUCUGGUUUAGUAGAGAGAUCUCUUCUCUCUGAUGGCUCCGGUUUCAGCUCUCGCCAAGUAUAAGCUUGUGUUUUUGGGAGAUCAAUCCGUUGGCAAGACCAGCAUCAUUACUCGAUUCAUGUACGAUAAGUUCGACAAUACUUAUCAGGCUACAAUUGGUAUCGAUUUUCUAUCAAAGACAAUGUACCUUGAAGAUAGAACAGUUCGGCUGCAGCUUUGGGAUACAGCUGGACAGGAAAGAUUCAGGAGCCUCAUUCCAAGCUACAUCAGGGAUUCCUCUGUUGCAGUCAUUGUAUAUGAUGUUGCAAGUCGGCAAUCUUUUCUAAACACUGCAAAGUGGAUUGAAGAGGUUCGCACUGAGCGGGGUAGUGAUGUUAUUAUUGUUCUUGUUGGCAACAAAACAGAUCUUGUUGACAAAAGGCAAGUUUCAAUCGAGGAAGGAGAAAACAAUGCUCGUGACUUAAAUGUCAUGUUUAUUGAGACCAGUGCCAAAGCCGGGUUCAACAUUAAGGCACUUUUCCGAAAGAUAGCAGCUGCAUUGCCAGGAAUGGAAACACUUUCUUCGACAAAGCAAGAAGACAUGGUUGAUGUUAAUCUGAAAUCUACCACAAGCAGUGCAUCACAGUCACAACCACCAUCUGGGGGUUGUUCUUGUUGAUGCGUAGACAGGGUAGUAACUCACAAUUCUCUGUGCUUUAGAGUUUCUGCUCUGCUCUUGUCUGUAAAGUUUUUGUUUUGAAAGUAUUUGAUCUUAGUACAGUUGGUCAGCCACCAUGAUGAGCCUGUCUUUUGCAAAGAAUUAUUUUGAAGCAGCUGGGAAUUGCCCUAGUAGUCGAGGAAACUUGUGGUCGAAUUGGAUUUAAUGUUUCAUUUUUAGUGAGAUCUAUUAUAUUCCUUCAAUAGAUACAGAUUCCUGAGCAGUUUGUGAUGGAAAUUGACUUU